Molecule: messenger RNA, 723 nt
Organism: Aspergillus mulundensis
Lineage: Eukaryota; Fungi; Ascomycota; Eurotiomycetes; Eurotiales; Aspergillaceae
Product: HAD family hydrolase
Exons: 1
Coding region: 1-723 (240 amino acids)
Biological process (GO): dephosphorylation; DNA repair
Molecular function (GO): phosphoglycolate phosphatase activity
Source: RefSeq, a predicted model, not a curated record
AUGCCCCCAAAGCUCAUAAUCUUUGACUUCGACGGCACGCUCUUCGACUCCCUCAACGCAAUAACCACCUCCGUGCAGCUAACCUUCGACAAACUCCUCCCCUCUUACACCCCAGACCCAGCCGAACUCAACAGACUGAUCUCCAUCGGCGCGCCACCAGAGAUAACAUUCAAGGCCUUGCAACCCCCCGAUGAAAGAAACGCUUCGUUCAACGAAGAAACCUGGGUGACGACUUACCGAAAAAUCUACUCGGAGCACGGUCACCCGCUCACGACGCCGUACCCCGGCGCAAAGGAAGUCCUGGUUAAGCUGCGCGAUGCCGGGAUUCAACUCGCGAUAAUCAGCAACAAGGCUGUGGCUGCCAUUCACUCCGCGCUAGCGAGCCACGGGCUGGGCGGCCUCGUUCCCGACGAGCUGAUUGUUGGCGAGCCGAUGUUUACUGGCGGGAAGAGGAAGCCGCAUCCUGAGGGGUUUAGCGAGGUGCUGUUGCCGAGGCUGAAGGCUGUAUAUGGGGAGGAGGCGUGUGCGUAUGGUGAGGGGGAGGUGUUAAUGGUUGGAGAUACGGUCACGGAUAUUCUGUUUGCGAGGAAUAUUGGGGCGAGGGUCUGUUGGUGUCGGUUUGGGCAGGGGAAUGCAGCUAAUUGCGAGAGGGAGAAGCCGGAUUCUGGGAUUGAUCGGUUGGUAGAUGUUCUCGGGGUUGUGGAUGGGAUGGAGGUUAUAUAG